This is a messenger RNA of Paramuricea clavata, 4472 nucleotides long. Lineage: Eukaryota; Metazoa; Cnidaria; Anthozoa; Malacalcyonacea; Plexauridae. The record is from the annotation of a GenBank genome assembly.
AAUUAUUUUAGUUUCAUGCACCUGAUAGUGAGAAUCUUCCAUCCUGGCUGGAAUUUGAUGGCGCAAGACACCUCUUGCUUGGAGUACCAUCAUAUCAUGACAAGGGCUCGCACACUAUCCGACUUGACGUCUUUAUUGACUCCACAAACAAGACAGCUGACACAAUCAACUUCCUCACAAUAGAAGUUGUUGAAUAUGAAGAAGAUUUAAACCACUUUAAAAUAAUAGCGACAAACACCUUGUCACAAUCUAGCAAGAACACAUCUCAGUCACUUCUGGAUUGCGCCAGUCAUGCUCCUAUCAUUGUAGCUACUCUGGUGUUCGAUUUGAACUCAAGAAAAUUAUCUGGCACGAAUCGAGUUGAGCUGCUGAAUGGUGUUUCGGAUUGGACAGACACUCGUGUAGAUCAACUUCGUUGGAUGCCAGGCAAAGGGGAGAAGACUGCUUUCAACUUAAAAGAUGUUGUUGUAUUGACUGCUGGACCUGGAUGGGUGAAAGAUCCUCAGGAAAGAGGAGUCUCUGUGUCGUGGAAGAUCGGAUGCGGCGAUAGUAUUACAGGUUUGUAUAUCAUGUUUGUAGUUUUGCGUACAAUGUACUUUCGUUGAGAAAAGAGGUUCCUCUGAAGAAACGUUUUUAAAAGCAAGUCAUUUUUAUACGACCUGUUACUAUAAUAAGGAUUAAGGGUAUGAUUGUUCUACAAUGCAUGUAGGUGGAGUGCCGUAAACAUCGUUGACGUAAAGUUUAGGACAAUUAUUAAAUAUGUCGAUGGAUAUUACGUUAAGAAACCAAGUGCCAACAAACGUAUAAGUUCGAAAAGAUCUUUAUCAGUGACUUUCCAAGGUAUACAUCCGCGGAGGAAAUGAAAUAAAAACUUUUCGAGUCGUAUUCAGGCAACGUGUUAAGAGCCGAACUUUUGUUGACACAGAACCGGUCAGAUUAUACUUUGCAAUUACUCGCUUAACCGUAGAAAGUGAUAGAUGUAGCGUUCGUGCUAUAUCAGAAGGUUGCAUGGGUAUCGUAUACAAAUCUGUACAAAAUUAUUCUCCUGUAAGUCUUUGCUAUAAACCAUAGCGCUAAGGGUUACUAUACCGUUUGCUCAGCGAUAAAGGACGAUAUCGACCCCCAAGGACAGGGUCGAUGGCAAAAGAAAAACAACGAACAAUAUAUAUACAGCUAUUUCAAUUAAGGUUGUCCACGAGCAAAGCGGAAAAGUCGAAUACGAGCGCGAAAGGCAGCUGGGAACCGCUUUGAAAAUUCAUUAAUUUGUUAGCGAUUCCGCUUUUCUCGUGGACAACCUUAAUUGAAUUAGCUGUAUAUAUUAUAUACAUAUAUGCUAUAUUAUAUACAUAUUUGGAAAACGUUUGGAAAACUGUACGUUCAUUGACUUUUGCAAUCGUAUAUUUAAAUAGCAUUAUUCAAAUUUAUUACAAAACCAUUUUAUAGAAUUGUCUUCUAUUUACGUUUUAGAAAGUGAGAAAAGUUACGUUUCUGUUGGUCACCUCAAAUCUGCAUCUCAAACUGGAGCUUUUAAGAACGAGCUAAGAUCCCCUGUAGUAGCAUGGCAUGUGACCUAUGGCCGAGUGAAGCAUCGUCAGGUUGUCCGUGUCCGUCGCCAAGCAUUGGCGCAAACUCCAAUGCCAACCUCGGCUUUCGUCACUCCUACUUCAGCUAUUGUCACUCAAGUUAUUGGUACUCCGACCAUUGCCAGAUCUCCAACUGUUUUUACCGUUACUCCCACCGCUACUAGAAUUAUUCCUUCUCCGACGCAAACAACAAACCCAUAUGGCCCUUCUAUCACCCCGAUUAUCCCGAUUACCACCGUGCCUCCACCAAACACGAAACCUUAUAUAUAUAUCCCAAUCAAUAACUUGACUGCGGUAAUAAAUGUGCCUUUCACCUUUUAUAUUCAGCCUGAUACAUUCCGUGAUAAGGAAGACGGCCAAACGCCUAAUCUUAAGCUGGAUAUGUACGAUCCACAGGGUAAUGAAUUACCCCCCGAUUUUUGGGUAAAGCUCGACAAAACGUCUCAAUCGCUCACUGGUAUUCCAAAAGUUUUGGAUGACACCGAAAUUGCGCUGAUUGUUACUGACAGUAAGGGCUUGAUGUCAAUGUUGCUUGUGAUCACCAUAAGAGUAGUUCUCAAGAAUGUUCCCCCUGUCCUUAUAAACCAUGUUGAUCUGAUCCCGCUCUACAUUGGUCAACCUCUCGUAUUCAAGGUACCUGAAGAUACAUUUCACGACGAGGAAGAUGGUCCAACUCCAAAGCUUAGACUUUCAAUGAAAACACGUGAAUACGAAAUCUUGGAUGCUCUUUCAUGGGUUACAUUCGACGUCCUGUCCCAAACAAUUUAUGCUUUACCAGUUGGAGACCUUAUUGGUAAACAUGAGUUUCUGCUGAUUGCAUAUGACAGUACCGGUAAGAAAACAAUCGAUGCUUUUGAGUUUCAUAUUAACCCAGCACCUGUUGAACCCAAUCACUACUUCGGUCUCAAGCUUGAUGCAGAUUACAAGAAAACGUUCGAGAAAAGUGUUACAAUGAGAGUUAAGCUCUGCGUUGAGAUUGGUAAGUAUUUCGGUGACCGCUUCAAUACCUCGUAUCAGGACAUCCGUGUAAACGGUUAUAGAGAGGGUAGUGUCAUAUUGGAAUGGAAUUUCGCGAAUAUUGCCACUAACGUGACAGGUGUCGAGGAUUACAAACGUAAAUACGUUCGUGAGGAUACGAUGGACACACCAUUUCCGAAGUUCAAAGAAGAUUUUGUUUGUCCAAUAUCUCCAAAGUGUUCGGUAGUGGAGACCUGGGUGGUGAUGGUAGAACAAGUGACUACAACACCUGAUCCAAAUGUAAUAGGCAGAGCUGAUGAUGACGACGAUGGAACAUGGUGGGAGUAUACCAUCAUUCCCGCAUUUGUUAUUGCUGCUUUGAUCUUCAUCAUCGGGUUAAUUAUUAUCAUAUGUAUACGGUGUCGACGUAAGAGCAGACUUGACAAGAACGAGAAAGUUGUGUUUGUUCAACGCAAGAAACCUGCUGUUUUUAGAGAGGAGUAUCCAAUGAGGGAAGUCUAUGGUAAUCAACCUUUAAUCACCCCUAAUGAAAAAGCCCCUCUUCCCCCUCCUGCCUACCCUCGUAGCUCAACACCAACUGAAGAUCCUAGUGAACGACUGUUAAGUGACAGUUCCCCAUCUUACCAACCGCCAUUCGACAGUGGUCAUGAACCUGCAGGAAACUCUCGCCCGCCUGUUGCCAGCUACCGCCUUCCUCCUCCUUAUGUUGCUCCAUAAACUCUCACAAACAUUUCAUGAUAAAAUGAUUUUAACGUGAACUGUCUAGCUCGUUUAGGCUACAUUUUUAAAGAGUUAUAACAGUAUUGUUUGUUCGUUUAGUAGAGAUGUAAAUACGUCCUUUCUCAUAAAAAUGAAUCUGGUUGUUUCUCAGUAAAUCCUAAAAAUAAUCUCCAGUCAUGUUUAUAAGAUGCAUCUACAUUAAGAUUUCACUCUAUAUUCUAGAUACUGACAUACUGAUGAGUAAUGAUGGAGAGCUAAGAUAGGGCGGUUGAAUUUAAUAUUUAGCUUGAGAAAAGGUGUACUGUAGUUGUACUUUUUUAGGAAUCAGCCCAUUUUAAUACUGUAACUCACUGUGAUUUCCUAACGUUUUGACAUUUGUACAAAUGCAGUUUGUUGAUGCAGAAAUCAUGCCGUGGAUGUGGUUCAAAAACCUCUAGAUAAAACUUAUAGGAUUCCUACAAUCAGAUCCAAAAGACCAAAAGCAUGCUUACAAGCAUUUAAACGUAGCAACUUUCUGGAAAAAUCGCCACAUCAUCAUUUCCACAUCAUACUUACGUCUUGCCCAUGUUUGCAUUCCUUGCUGCUAGAAUUUAGAACUUGGUUUUAAUACCAUAAUGAGUGAUGAAUGUACGUAGAAUUUUGAAAAUUGAUCGGUCUCGCUGCCUCAAGCUAGCCUGACUGGAGAUUAUUUCUUUUAAUUAUGUUACAGGGGCCGGUUGUUCAAAGGUCGAUUAGCGCUAACCCAGGGUUAAACCGCUGUUUUAGUUUGCAUAUUUCUGCAUGUCCAUUUAUUUCAAAAUGUCAGAAAAGAAAACUUCUAUUGAACCAGACAUAGUUUGUGAAGAAAUAUUUCCAAAUUUAUAAACAAGCUGUUAGGAAGUGUGCUUUGAAUUUUAAGUUAACCUAGGGUUAAGCUAAUCGGCUUUUGAACAACCGGCCCCAGGAGAAAAUAUUGAUAGCAAUUGACCUUUUAAAAAACUGCAGGAUUUUACACGUAUAAAAACACAUGAUUCUACAUAUAUAGAAACUUCAUAUGCCAGCAGUAUAGGAAAAAUGUUUAGAAAACAUUCGUGACACAAAAGUUACGAAGCUUGUAUUAUCGCCCAGCUACGUUCUGAACUCUUUAAUUGACAGAACUGUUGUAUGUGUACGAAACAAAUAAACGAGUUUUUAGUUAGAUGUUUUAUCAUU